CUGGAACAAGCUGCCGCUGCAAAAAAGCCACGCUGCGAUCGAGCUGGAACAAGCUGCCGCUGCAAAAAAAUCACGCUGCGAUCGCGCUUGAAGAAGCUGCCGCUGCAAAAAAAUCACGCUGCGAUCGAGCUGGAACAAGCUGCCGCUGCAAAAAAAUCACGCUGCGAUCGAGCUGGAACAAGCUGCCGCUGCAAAAAAGCCACGCUGCGAUCGAGCUGGAACAAGCUGCCGCUGCAAAAAGCACGCUGCGAUCGAGCUGGAACAAGCUGCCGCUGCAAAAAAAUCACGCUGCGAUCGCGCUUGAAGAAGCUGCCGCUGCAAAAAAGCCACGCUGCGAUCGCGCUUGAAGAAGCUGCCGCUGCAAAAAUCACGCUGCGAUCGAGCUGGAACAAGCUGCCGCUGCAAAAAGCACGCUGCGAUCGAGCUGGAACAAGCUGCCGCUGCAAAAAAGCCACGCUGCGAUCGAGCUGGAACAAGCUGCCGCUGCAAAAAUCACGCUGCGAUCGAGCUGGAACAAGCUGCCGCUGCAAAAGCCACGCUGCGAUCGAGCUGGAACAAGCUGCCGCUGCAAAAAUCACGCUGCGAUCGCGCUUGAAGAAGCUGCCGCUGCAAAAAUCACGCUGCGAUCGAGCUGGAACAAGCUGCCGCUGCAAAAAGCACGCUGCGAUCGAGCUGGAACAAGCUGCCGCUGCAAAAAAGCCACGCUGCGAUCGAGCUGGAACAAGCUGCCGCUGCAAAAAAGCCACGCUGCGAUCGAGCUGGAACAAGCUGCCGCUGCAAAAAAAUCACGCUGCGAUCGAGCUGGAACAAGCUGCCGCUGCAAAAAAGCCACGCUGCGAUCGAGCUGGAACAAGCUGCCGCUGCAAAAAUCACGCUGCGAUCGAGCUGGAACAAGCUGCCGCUGCAAAAAUCACGCUGCGAUCGAGCUGGAACAAGCUGCCGCUGCAAAAAUCACGCUGCGAUCGAGCUGGAACAAGCUGCCGCUGCAAAAGCCACGCUGCGAUCGAGCUGGAACAAGCUGCCGCUGCAAAAAAAUCACGCUGCGAUCGAGCUGGAACAAGCUGCCGCUGCAAAAAUCACGCUGCGAUCGAGCUGGAACAAGCUGCCGCUGCAAAAAAAUCACGCUGCGAUCGAGCUGGAACAAGCUGCCGCUGCAAAAAAGCCACGCUGCGAUCGAGCUGGAACAAGCUGCCGCUGCAAAAAAAUCACGCUGCGAUCGAGCUGGAACAAGCUGCCGCUGCAAAAAAAUCACGCUGA
Molecule: messenger RNA, 1257 nt
Organism: Caenorhabditis angaria
Lineage: Eukaryota; Metazoa; Nematoda; Chromadorea; Rhabditida; Rhabditidae
Source: the annotation of a GenBank genome assembly